Lingula anatina is the source of this 1451-nucleotide messenger RNA. RefSeq lists its product as uncharacterized. The record is from RefSeq and is a predicted model, not a curated record. NCBI's taxonomy places the organism in Eukaryota, Metazoa, Brachiopoda, Lingulata, Lingulida, Lingulidae.
CCUACGUGACUGUUAUAACAUCCGCCGGUUGCUGAGGGAUUCGCCGCCACUCCGAUUUCCAAAAUUAUUUCCUGGUACAAUUAUCCUUACGUUUGAUGUGACCCCUCCUUAAAAAUGACGACUUUUAAUAGGAUUUUCGUGUUGGUCAGACAGUACUUUCUUUUAUUUCUUGAUUGGUUUUGCCAGACUUUCCUAGGCAGGCGACUCAUCCCGCUUACCGAGGAGAGUCUGUUAAAAAAAUUCCCUCCAGAAGACCGUCGUCUCUUGCUGUCGGAAACUCUAACUCGUCGCUGGUGGUACGAAGGAUUCACCAUACUUUUGAAAUGUUUUCGUGAAGAUGAGACGUGUACCUUGGCUGGGAGGCAGGUUAUUGAAACAAGAUGGACAGAGAUUCUCCGAAAUCGCUUGGCAAUAUCAAAGCGCUUGGCAUCUGUUGACUUGACCAAGUGCCCAAUCACAAAACCAAUCUUCAUCAUUGGAUCAGCACGAACUGGUUCCACAUAUUUGCAAGCCCUUCUGAACCAGGACCCACGAAAUACCUCUCCGUACUACUAUGAAGUGAUGUGCCCCGUUAUAGAGGGCAGCACCAGUAAGCUAGGACACGAGGAUCUACGUACUCGAACAUACGAACGCCAACUAGCCUCCGUGUACCGGAACCUCCCCUCUCUGAAGGCAGCACACAACAUCAACCUCCAGGGACCAUAUGAAUGCUUUCGUUUGCUUGACAACACGGGCAUUUUCAAAUCAUACUUCGUUUUUACCAGAAAUAACAGCGGUUACUUGGACUGGGUCUUGGCAAGGACCAAAGACGAAAUGGCGGAGAUGUAUCAACUGCACAAGAAACAGCUUCAGUUGAUAUUUCUCAGCAGGGAUUCAGACUCAACCCCCGAAAACAGCCGCGUGAUUCUGAAAGAUUCCCUUCACAGCGUAUACCUAGAGGCCAUAUUGGAUGCUUACCCUGAUGCUGUCUUCAUCCACACGUACCGAGAUCCGGUGGCAGUCAUGGCGUCCAGCUGCUCUGUCGUUGAAGCUUUCAGAGAGAGUUACGGUUAUGGUUCUACUGCAAUUGACAGGAAAGCGUUGGGGAAGGAGUUACUCUACUUCCCUUGGGGCCACGGCGGAAAAGAAAUAUUGAAGUUCAGAAAGGAUCACCCCGAGGAAGAGCACCGGUUUAUUGACAUAGCCUAUGCCGAACUGGUAGCGUCACCAAUGGAUAUUGUAAAGCGGAUAUACGGGCACUUUGGCCUGAAUUUAACCAAUCACGGGAGAGAGAGAAUGAAGAGAUACGUCCAGGAAAACCCGCAAAACAAACAUGGCCGCCACAAAUAUGAUUUAAGUAAAUAUGGCCUUACGAAAGAUGAAGUAUACGAGCAUUUUAAAGAAUACAUCCAGUAUUUUAACAUACAGUGUUGAUUUUGGACAUUUUAAUGAAAUGUUUGCAUAUAUGUACA